AUGGGCAAUAGGAAAAGUUCGACCGGCACAUCGGAUAUUACUACACAUACUAGCCGUCGAUCGCAACAUAACUCAAUUACUCCUAAUAGUAUAUCCGAACCAAAUCAACAACAAAAUAAAUGGGCAUUAGCCGAACGAGAUAUCAAUUUUCUAUGUUCACAAACUGGUCUAACAGCCGAGGAAAUUCUUCAAUGGCAUGAGAAAUUCUUUGAAGAUAAUCCAGAUGGUCGUCUUGAUCGGACAGAAUUUCGUAAAUUAUUUCGUCUAUUUCGUCAAGAACCUUCGGAACGUUUGGAAGAUAUAUCUGAUCAUAUAUUUCGUGCAUUUGAUGUUGAUGGAAAUGGUUCUGUUGAAUUUGGUGAAUUUUUACUUGGUUUUGCUAUAUGUUCUCGUGGUGACCUUCGAUCACGAUUAGAUUACGCAUUUGAAUGCUAUGAUUUAGAUUCAAAUGGUUAUAUUACUGAAGAUGAAAUUGGACCAGUUUUGCAAGGCAUGUAUACGUUAUUAGGUAUUAAACAUGUUGAAGAUUAUCCACCUGAUGUUGUUGCCAAGGAUUUAAUGAAAAAAUUAGAUUUAAGUAGAGAUGGACGUGUUACUAAAGAUGAAUUCAUACAUUUUCUUAUGAAAGAAGGAAUCUAUAGAAAUACAGUUAAUCCGUUUCAUUAA
This is a messenger RNA of Adineta steineri, 666 nucleotides long. The record is from the annotation of a GenBank genome assembly. NCBI's taxonomy places the organism in Eukaryota, Metazoa, Rotifera, Eurotatoria, Adinetida, Adinetidae.